Stomoxys calcitrans (stable fly) is the source of this 2488-nucleotide messenger RNA. RefSeq names its product GPI mannosyltransferase 4 (gene PIG-Z). Gene Ontology annotation, molecular function: alpha-1,2-mannosyltransferase activity. Gene Ontology annotation, biological process: GPI anchor biosynthetic process. Bases 160 to 2250 code for a protein of 696 amino acids. The transcript has 2 exons. The record is from RefSeq and is a predicted model, not a curated record. Gene Ontology annotation, cellular component: endoplasmic reticulum membrane. NCBI's taxonomy places the organism in Eukaryota, Metazoa, Arthropoda, Insecta, Diptera, Muscidae.
CAGUUUUGGCCUUUAAUCUCCAGUAAAUGGUUACUGGAAGAGUACGCGAACAGACCUAUUGUGAAUGGCUGAUUGCCAGUCGCGUCAUCCCUAAAACAAUGUUUUGAUUUUUUCUCAUCCUGUUAAAAAAAGUAGUGAAUUUAUGAAAAUUAUAAAAAAAUGAAACUUAGCACAAACAUCAAUCAGUUAUGGCAUAAAAGGAAAACGAAUAGCGAUGAGAAUUGGUGCACCUACCUUUUCUUUGCAGUUCUGCGCAUUGUGCUGGUCUUCAUUGGUUCUGGAUAUGUGCAUCCUGAUGAAUUUUUCCAAACUAUUGAAGUGAUGAAUGGAGACCAUUUUCGUUUGGAACAUGUUCGAACGUGGGAAUUCAACAACACAAUGCCGGUACGCAGCAUUACACUCCCUUUUUUACUUCUUAGAGUUCCCUGGAGCUUUCUAGAAUUUGCAGCUCUGUAUAUGAGAGAGUUCUUAAACAUAGAAAUUCUAUGCAGCUACACAUAUUUGGUGUUUCCCCGUUUGAUAUAUUGCAUUAUAUCGUUUGCCAAUGAUUGGGCCUUGUACCGGGUGUGCAGUCUAUACAGUCUAAGGUAUGAAAUUCGUCUUUUGGCAUUAAGCAGUAGUUGGGUCAUGUUGGUAUUUGGCACUCGCACCUUUUCCAACUCCAUAGAGAUGGCAUUGUGUUCUCUGCUUUUGUAUUUUGUGGCCGAAUGCAUGAUUGCCACUAACACCAUUGUGUACAAGAAGGAAUUUCUUGAGGAGAAAUAUGACAAAGCCACAUCUAUAGGUGAACGUGUUAAAAUAUGGAAACUUAAAAAUGCUUUGCCAACUCAUAACUUUAAUAAGAUUUUCGCCAUGUCCACAUUGUGCGUAGUGGGCAUUUUCAAUCGCCCAACAUUUUUGUUAUUUGGAGCUCCCAUGGUUUUCUAUUGGCUACUAAGGGGCAUGGGCACAAAAAGUGUAACAUUUACAGACUUUCAUUUAAGAAUGUUGCUGUUCUGUUUGAGUGCUGUUCCCUCUAUAUUGGUAUUUGUAUUGUGUGAUUCCCUGUACUAUAAAUAUUUGACUUCUGGUGAAAUUAUGACCAAGGCAGUGGGCAUAGACAACUUUGUGUUUACUCCUUGGAAUUUUAUCAAAUAUAAUCUAGAUUCGAAAAAUACAGCAGAGCAUGGAUUGCACCCCAAGUAUAUACAUUUGCUGGUUAAUGUUCCCUUGCUGUAUGGCGUUCUGGGUGCUAUAGCCCUUGUUUCAUUUGGCCAACUAAUGAUACGUUUCUUCCGCGCUGAAUAUCAGGGUCUGCCCAGAGCCCAAAGUAUUGUGGGCCUUAUGUCCGCCUCCAUAUUUGUACCGCUCUUCUUUUUGUCACUGAUCAAUCACCAGGAAGCAAGAUUCCUGCUUCCGCUGACAUAUCCCAUUAUCUUGUUGCAUGGUCCGAAACUUUUGACAGGAUUUUGUGCCCAGUAUCCCUUUCGAAUGGAGCAUGCCUGGUUGAAAGUGUUGUAUGAAAAAAUUCUUUGUACAAAAGCUUCGGCAAUUUAUGUGCUCAAAAUUUGGUACUUUGCUAAUAUAGCACUGACUGUUUUCUAUGGCUUUGUUCACCAGGCCGGUGUUAUUCCCAUGACCCAACAUUUUGAGCAGAUGGUGAAACUUAAGGCAGCUGAUCAAAAUAUUCACCUGAUAACCUCACAUACCUAUAUGUUCCCACUGUCUUUUGUAAAUAUUCCAAGCACUCAAGUAGUUCAUCUUAAUACCCGGACUGGGCAAAGGUAUAGGAAACGCAAGGAUUUCUAUCUAUACGAAUACGGAGGCCUCGAUAUGUCACAGCUAAUUGCUCGCAUUAGACUUAUAACGUCUCAUUGCGAGCUUAAGAAGGAAACGAAAAAUUUUAAAUAUCGCCUAUUUCUGGCCAUACCCUCGUCACUAACGGACGACCUUAAUUUGGCAUUGGUGCAAAACAAUGCCACUUACUUACAUUAUGAGCUCAGACGUGUGUUCUACCCACAUUUGUCCACCGAAGCUUUGCCUCAAUUUCUGGGUAGGCAUCCGGGCAUAGUUGAUCCGCCUCAUUGGUCAGAAGAUGAUUUUCAAGGCACUUGUCUCCUGGAGCAAACUCCCGAACUCAGUUUCAGUUAUGUCAGCAAACAGUUCUCGUCGUUUGUCCAUCAAUUCGGUUUGGCCUUGUACGAGUUUGAGCUUAAGCGAAAUGUACCAAAAAGUAAACGCACCCUCACCAACUCCAAAUGUUAUACUUAGUUAAUUUAAAUGAAAUUAUUAAUUAGUUUUUAAUGUUGUAACCAAAGAUAGGCUAAGCUACUCGAUCAAACAAAUUGUUUGUUGAAUUUACUACAUGAAACAUUCCUGUAAACACCACGAUAACCUUUAAUUUUUUUUACUCAUAACUAUUAGGUCCCUUCUAUUUUCUCUUUAUACACUAAAUAUGCUUUUUAUAAUAAAAAAAAUCAUUGAUCUUUGAAAUUUGGAAAAAAUUGAA